CAGAGCACGUGAAGUCAGAGCAGCUCAGUCUCCGAAGCUCUGCCAGUGGAUUAACAGGAGCAAAGCGUCAUGCUGUUUCUCCCGUUUUCCACAGCUCACUGGAAGUAAAAGAACUCUGGCUAGAGGCCCUCCUGAGGACAUAGCCAAAGCCACACAAGAGUGAAGUUCAUCACUGGACAGUCAGCCCAGAGUCUAAUGAAGUUGAUAAGCAGCUGCCAUGCUCCAAAAACACUAAAUGCCAAUAAUAUGGAGACAUUAAUUGAAUGUCAAUCAGAGGGUGAUAUCAAGGACCAUCCACUGUUGGCAUCAUUUGAGAGUGAAGACAGUAUUUGCCAGCUAGUUGAAGUUAAGAAAAGAAAGAAGGUGCUGUCCUGGCCCUUUCUCAUGAGAAGGCUCUCCCCUUCAUCAGAUUUUUCGGGGGCUUUGGAGCCCGAACUGAAAGUGUCACUAUUUGAUCAGCCCUUGUCAAUCAUCUGCGGUGAGAACGACACACUCCCCAGACCCAUCCAAGAUAUUCUCACCAUCCUAUGCCUAAAAGGCCCUUCAACAGAAGGGGUGUUCAGGAAAGCGGCCAAUGAGAAGGCCCGCAAAGAGCUGAAGGAGGGGCUCAACUCCGGGGGCGCCGUGGAUCUGGAAGGUCUCCCCGUGCACCUGCUGGCCGUGGUGCUUAAGGACUUCCUCAGAAGCAUCCCCCUGAAGCUACUCUCCUGUGACCUCUUUGAGGAGUGGAUGGGCGCCCUGGAGAAGCAGAAAGAGGAGGACAGAAUCGAGGCCCUGAAACAGGUUGCAGAUAAGCUGCCCCGGCCCAACCUCCUGCUACUCAAGCACGUGGUCUCAGUGCUGUACCUCAUCAGCAGGAACUCCGAGGUCAGCAAGAUGGACGCCAGCAACCUGGCUAUCUGCGUCGGACCCAACAUGCUCACCCGAGACAGUGACCAAGAUUUGUCAUUUGAAGCCCAGAAAGACUUGAACAAUAAGAUUAAGACAUUGGUGGAAUUCCUCAUCGAUAACUGCCUUGAAAUAUUUGGGGAGAACAUUCCUGCAAAAUCCAGUAUCACUUCUGAUGACUCCCUGGAACACACUGACAGUUCAGACGCAUCGACCCCGCAGAAUGACUCAGCCUACGACAGCAACGACCCCGACGUGGAAGCCAGCAGUGUCCUCAGCUCCCAGGUGCCCGCAGUGGCGGCUGCAGGCACGCACAUCGGGGAGCCCAUCAGCACGGUGGCCAGGCUGGGGGGCGUCCUCAGGCAGCCGGACAGGAGACACUCAGAACCUGGCACGUCAUCCUCACGAGAGUGCCUACAGAGCCGGAGAGCAAACCAAAAACUAACGAAAAGCCAGGACGACUUCACCAGGCCCCGGGCAGCCUGUCGUGUGCAAGGGAAGGAACCUGAAGACCCCUUCCCCGAGGAGGCCUUCGCUGCAGUGCAUGGCACAGGCAGGGGCCCGGGGGACCUGAAGACCAGGAACUUGCCCCAGGGCCCAGUGUGCCCACGGGGACCAGUGCCCAAGGCCUUUUCCAGUGGCUCGCUGGAUGGGUCCUCCGACAGCUCGCCCGUGGCCUCUCCUUCCAGUCCCAAAAGGAAUUUCUUCACCCGACAUCAGUCUUUUACCACAAAGACUGAGAAAAGCAAACCCAACCGAGAAAUUAAAAAACACUCCAUGUCGUUCUCCUUGGCCUCUCACAAGAAGCUGCUGAGCAAAGCCCCCAGUGCUGGGUCUGGGGGAUCCAAAGGCUUCCCCAGAGACCAAGCCAAGAAGGAUGUUAGAAAAGACAGCCAGCUCGCUGGCCGAGUCGUCCAGGAACACGGGUGUGGCAUCCACAGCCAGGCAGCCCCAGGCUUGGGCUUGAUGUCCUGUGCGCUCCUGGUGGACGAGGUGUUCCAGCAGGUGGAUCAGAGGAGCCCCGGAAGCCCGCCGUCCUAUGCAGAGGCCAUCCUGGGCCAGGCGUCUGGGCUCGCUGCCCAUGGAAGCCAAACGGUGGCAAGUAUGCGGGCCAGGGUGCUCGGCGGGGACUCCACAAGGCCACCUCUCCUGCCUCCUCAGCAGGGAGGGGACACGAGAAACAGAUGCAGUGCAGAGCCCCCUCACCAGCACAGACUCUCGCCCAUGACUGAGUGCUGGAAACAGAGCAGGACUGUCAGUGCUUCUGAGGAAAUUCUAGGACAUGUGACUGUACCCGGCAGACCUGAGCUCCACCGGCUGAGGACCGCGUCCGAGUCUCUGCAGAAAAAUAAGCAGGACUAUCUAAGGCGACAAUGCAGCCAGCCGCUCUUUGACGCUGUCCAGCUCCAAUAUGCUAAAGAAUCCUACAUUUAGGAACAGGGACCAUCCUCCAUGACAUAGCUUGUGGUAUCUCUGUAAAUACAUGACUAUCUAAAGAACUGCUUUUAGAUUCUGUUUUCAAAAAUGUCAUUGAAUAAGCUCCUUUAGAAAGUUGGGUAGAUUCCUCCUCAGUGAGGACAGCUGCACAAUGGUGGGCGUGUCGGAUGGUGUGUGUGCACCUGAAUCUGUGCGAUGUGUCACAAAUGAACAAAGUGUAUUAUGGUCAAGGUGUUAGGUGCAAAGCAUGUCUACAUAAAUCCCUGCACACCUUCGCUUGUGUACCUGCGGUAAAGUACAUUGCUGUUCUCUGCCUCCUGGGGCGGUUUUCUAUUGAUGAGUGUUUAAAAAUCAUCUUUGCUUUUUUAAAUGUUGCCUCAAAUGUCAUGCCAUUUGUCACAUUUUCCACAAACUCCACUUAGGGAAAAGUGUUUAAGUCUCUGGUAGUUUACUCUACUAAGCAGCCUUGUGAUAACUAAUCACCACAGUAGAAGAAACAGACUGCAAGAAAAAGAAUCCAGUGUUUGGCGUUAUCAAAGGUAUUACAAACUCCAGGAAAAGAAAAGGCCAUCGUGAAAAAUAUGAAAAGUACUUAAACAUAUUCUUUCAAUUAUCUCAUUAAAUUUCAUCUGAGGUAAAAUGCAUUACGUCAAUAUUAACUCAUUCAUAGCACUUUGAGUUUCUUUGCAGGUUAAUGAUGUCUUAUCCAAUAGUGUAGAGGUAAAUGAUUUUAGAUGCAUUGGGGGCCACAUAUAAACUUCAAUGUAAUUUCACUACAAUAAAUUGCCUUCCUUAUUCAAAGUAAAAA
This is a messenger RNA of Cynocephalus volans (Philippine flying lemur), 3133 nucleotides long. It is a transcript of the gene TAGAP, whose product is annotated as T cell activation RhoGTPase activating protein. Bases 196 to 2322 code for a protein of 708 amino acids. Gene Ontology annotation, biological process: regulation of Rho protein signal transduction; signal transduction. The record is from RefSeq and is a predicted model, not a curated record. The transcript has 10 exons. Gene Ontology annotation, molecular function: GTPase activator activity. Lineage: Eukaryota; Metazoa; Chordata; Mammalia; Dermoptera; Cynocephalidae.